AUGUACAUAGACUUUACGCAGAAAUUACCAGCAGAAUUAUGUUCAUACAUUGUAUCUUUAUUAGACUUUGACAGCAUGCUUGUUAUUCCCAAAGUAUCCCGAGUGUGGGCAAGUUUGUUUUAUAUUGAUGAUUUAUGGAGACGCUUAACAAUCGAAAAUAAUUGGAAACUGAAAAUCCCUACAGACAUUUCAGAAUUGGACGAGCAGGAACAAAGCUGGUAUUAUUGGUUUAAACAAAGAUAUCAGUUGGAAAUUCGAUGGAAACUGGGCAAAGUAGCUACGCAUUAUUUAAUUGGUCAUCUUGAUAGUGUCUAUUGUUUACAAUUUGAUGAUGAAAAGAUUAUUACUGGAAGUAGAGAUAGGACAAUCAAGAUCUGGGAUUUGAAAACGUAUCAGUGCAUUUACACACUAGAAGGACACCAAGGCAGUGUUUUAUGCUUACAGUAUAAUGAUCAAGUUAUUGUUUCUGGUUCAUCAGAUCAUACAGUAAUUGUUUGGGAUUUAAAGACAAGAAAAAUGCGUGGCAGACUUCAUGGCCAUACAGCAGGUGUGUCAGAUGUCUCUUUUGAUCAUCGAUAUAUUAUUAGCUCGUCAAAGGAUGCAUCCAUUAGAAUUUGGAGUAGUCAGACUUACCAACCAAUUCUUAUGAUUAUGGGACAUUUAGGACCAGUGAAUGCUAUACAACUGAAAGGCGAUUUUCUUGUCUCCGCUUCUAGUGAUGCACUUAUUAAAUUAUGGCAAGUCUCCACCGGUCGAUGUAUACGUGAAUUUGCUGGUCAUAAACAUGGAUUAGCCUGUGUUCAAUAUGACGGUAAAAGAAUUGUAAGCGGAUCAAACGAUCACACUAUCCGAGUUUGGGAUGUUGAGACUGGCUUGUGUACAAACGUACUUGAAGGUCACACGGGACUAGUUAGGAAUCUUCGCUUUGAUGGAAAUAAAAUAGUAAGCGCAAGUUACGAUCGAAGUGUACGUGUUUGGGAUAUCAAGUAA
Mucor mucedo is the source of this 990-nucleotide messenger RNA. Its product is annotated as WD40-repeat-containing domain protein. Gene Ontology annotation, molecular function: protein binding. The record is from RefSeq and is a predicted model, not a curated record. The transcript is spliced from 3 exons. NCBI's taxonomy places the organism in Eukaryota, Fungi, Mucoromycota, Mucoromycetes, Mucorales, Mucoraceae. Bases 1 to 990 code for a protein of 329 amino acids.